AUGCCAUGUAAGAGAUCGAAACCAUCCAACCAAUCUUCUUCACACGCUCCACCUCCAGCUCCAGCUCCACCUCUAUCUCCCCUUAUCUGGUCCCACCUCCCGAUCGAAAUCAUCCGAAAUAUAUUCUCGUUCACCACCGAUCGAGGUACACUCGCUGCAUGGACUUUGGUUUCCAAAUCAUUCAAUCAAGUGGCUACUCCCCGCCUCUGGAACUCGAUCAGUGGUCCUCCGCCUAGUAUUAGAACCUCACGUUGGGGUCCAGAUAUAUUGAAUUUGGUCAAGAUUUACAGCAUCACCAAUCAUAAUGAGGACUGGUGUUAUCGCUAUCGCAAGAAGCUCAGUACUAUCAAGUUACCCAACUUGAAAACAUUGCGAUUGUCUCUUGACAAGACCAGGGUGGGGACACCUACUCAUCACUUCUAUACCCACCCUACUGAUUGCGGCUACGCUGGAUGUCAAAUGAUCCAUAAUAUCAAACCGAAAGCGAUCGUCUAUAAAGAAAGGGAAUCGUCUUCAUUCAUCAUCGAUCCUAAACGACUUCAUGCAGAGGUUUGGGCAAUGGUCGAAACGCUCAUCUUACUCAUUAGUCCUAUCGGAACUGGAGAACACUAUGUCAACUCUGAUACGUUGAGUCGACAAUUUCGAAUCUUAAGAAGGUCUUUUGGGUAUAUGAUCCUACGAUCAUUGAAGAUAUCGAUACACAAAAGAAUUCAAGUGAAAUCAAGUCAACGGAAUACAGAAUCAAGCAAAGUAUGUUGGAUGAGUACAUACUUUUAA
Molecule: messenger RNA, 777 nt
Organism: Kwoniella botswanensis
Lineage: Eukaryota; Fungi; Basidiomycota; Tremellomycetes; Tremellales; Cryptococcaceae
Exons: 1
Coding region: 1-777 (258 amino acids)
Molecular function (GO): protein binding
Source: RefSeq, a predicted model, not a curated record